Messenger RNA from Brassica napus (rape), 966 nucleotides. Its product is annotated as short-chain dehydrogenase reductase 3a-like. NCBI's taxonomy places the organism in Eukaryota, Viridiplantae, Streptophyta, Magnoliopsida, Brassicales, Brassicaceae. Gene Ontology annotation, molecular function: oxidoreductase activity. The record is from RefSeq and is a predicted model, not a curated record. The transcript is spliced from 2 exons. Bases 56 to 850 code for a protein of 264 amino acids.
AAAUACUUGCCUUGAAAGGUUUAUGUAGGUGUAGCAAAAUUGAAAUCCAUCAACAAUGUCGGGAAGCAGACUAGAUGGCAAGGUAGUAAUCAUAACAGGUGGAGCUAGUGGGAUUGGAGCCGAAGCCGCUAGGCUCUUCACUGAGCACGGAGCUAAGGUGGUCAUCGUCGACUUACAAGAAGAGCUUGGUCUAAGCGUUGCUCUUUCCAUCGGGAAAGAAAAGGUUACUUACUACCACUGCGAUGUUACAAACGAGAUGGAAGUGGAGAACGCCGUUAAGUUCACCGUCGGGAAGUACGGAAAACUAGACGUUCUGUUAAGUAACGCCGGUAUCAUGGACCAGCCGGGGAGCGUCCUCGACAUGAAUCUCGAACAGUUUGACCGAAUAAUGUCGGUAAACGUUCGUGGUGCGGCCGCGUUUAUAAAACACGCUGCGCGAGCCAUGGUGGUGAGAGGCACGCGUGGGUCCAUCAUAUGUAUGACGAGUUGUGCCGCAGAGAUCGGUGGCUCGGGAGCUCAUGCUUACACGGCAUCGAAACAUGGGCUUCUUGGGCUGGUUAGGUCGGCUUGCGGGGAUUUAGGAAAAUAUGGGAUUAGAGUUAACGGCGUCGCACCGUAUGCGGUGGCGACGAGCAUGAAUAGCUCCGAUGAGGAAACGGCGAGGACGGUGGAGGAAUAUUUUGCAGCCGCAGGGAUUCUCAAAGGGGUGGUGCUUAAGGUUGGCCACGUUGCUCAGGCUGCUUUGUUCCUGGCUUCGGAUGAUUCGGCUUACGUUAGUGGCCACAACCUCGUCGUUGAUGGUGGUUAUAGUGUCGUUAAGAACGUGGAUUUGGACUUUUCUAAACAAUAAAUCCAGCAUUUUCUUGUUAUGUCGCUUUUCUUCACCAAUCGGGACUUUUGCUUUUGAAUAAUCUUGGUGUUGAAAAAAAAAAAAGAAAUGGUAUAGAAAAAUAAAAUACAAGAUCA